Messenger RNA from Synchytrium microbalum, 1962 nucleotides. RefSeq lists its product as uncharacterized. Bases 1 to 1962 code for a protein of 653 amino acids. The record is from RefSeq and is a predicted model, not a curated record. Lineage: Eukaryota; Fungi; Chytridiomycota; Chytridiomycetes; Synchytriales; Synchytriaceae. The transcript is spliced from 13 exons. Gene Ontology annotation, molecular function: long-chain fatty acid transmembrane transporter activity; long-chain fatty acid-CoA ligase activity.
AUGGCACUCGCGAUACCACAAAAAUUCAAGCCCGGAACAGCUCACUGGGAAGCUCCCGGCAUUAUAAACAAGACCGUCUCUCCCAAAAAGGACAUCACAGCAAACCCAAAGACGGACCCAAUUGAGUAUCUCGAUCAAUGGUUGGGUCUUUCCGCAGAUUUAGAUGUACUUGAACGCCAGCAGCCUGGUAUGGCAGAGACUGUGCAGGUUUCACUUGCGCAGAGUGGGAACUGGACUACUGUGGUUUGGGAGCCGAUGGUUAAGGCGUUUCCAGAUAAGGAAGCUUUCGUUUUCGCUGAGGAUGGCAGGAGUUGGACAUACAGACAACUCGACGAAGACAGCAACAGAUGGGGCAACUAUCUACUAAAGAUGGGCGUGAAACCAAAGCAAAUCGUUCCACUCAUGGUGGAGAACUCGCCUGAAUACGUCAUUGCUAUGCUGGGUAUCGUCAAGUACGUUCCCAACCCUCCAAAGACUCUACGCGUCAACUUCAAUCUACGCUCGAACGCCUUGCUCCAUUGCUUGAAAGUAGCAACGGGCGAUGUCAUUGUGUUUGGAGACAACAUGAGUGAGCAUGUCAAAGAUGUCUCCUCUGGACUUUCAGCCAGGAUGAUUUGUUUUGGAAAUCAGGCUGCUGGAGAUUGGGCUUCUAAUAUGUCUAUUGCGCAGCUACGUGAGCAGUACCCUGCGACUCAGAUUCCGUAUGAGAUUCGAAGUGCGGCAGUUCCUGCUGAUUUGAUGCUGUUUAUCUAUACAAGUGGAACGACGGGUCUCCCAAAGCCAGUUACCAUAUUACAUGGAGCGACAAUUGGUGCUGGUGUAUUUAUCGCUGCAUGGGGACGAUACAGGAACUCCGAUCGUAUAUACACGCCCCUUCCGUUAUAUCAUUCAGCUGGUGGUGCUAUGGCGCUGUUGGCCGGCUUCAGAAUGGGCAUGACGGUUAUCGUGCAAAGGAAACUGUCUGCCAGGAACUAUUUCAAGGAUUGCGCAAAGUACAAUGCUACUUAUUGCCAAUAUAUUGGAGAGGUUGCCAGAUAUCUGCUUGCCAUUCCUCCAGAUCCAUCUGACCGCGCUCACAACGUCCGUGCAGCCAUCGGAAACGGUCUACGACCAGACUGCUGGCUGCAGUUCCAAGAGCGAUUUGGCAUUAAAGAAAUAAAUGAGUUCUAUGGUGCAACAGACGGACUAGGUGGAAUCUCCCACCACUGCACGUCUCCCGACACGGCCGGAAGUAUCGGUCAACUCGGUGUCUUGAUGCGCCUGUUGCAAACGUCUCGAAUCAUUAAAUUCGACUAUGAUGGUGAAAAGCCUGUUCGUACAGCAGAUGGGUUGUGUGUGGAGGCUGACGUGAAUGAGCCUGGAGAGUUUAUCAAUGAGGUCGAUGCUGCGAAGGGGAGGGUGUUUGUCGGGUAUCAUAAUAAUAACGAAGCGACGGAGAAGAAGCUGUUGCGGGAUGUGUUCAAGAAGGGCGAUUGCUGGCACAGGAGUGGAGAUAUUUUGAGGCAGGAUGCUCGAGGCUUCUUUUACUUUGUUGAUCGCAUUGGAGAUACGUUCAGAUGGAAGGGCGAGAACUGUUCGACAAAUGAGAUUGGUGACUUGCUUGACCAAUUCCCCGGCAUCGUCGAAUCAAACGUAUACGGUGCCGAAGUACCUAACAUGGACGGACGCGCUGGAAUGGCGGCCCUCGUCGUAGAUGAAAAAUUCGACAUGGCCGCACUUGGUAAAUACGUUGCCAAAGAACUACCCAAAUACGCCGUACCGCUAUGGAUUCGUAUUCGCAGCUCACAGAACUUUGAGCUUACGGGGACGUACAAGCUCGUUAAGACGGGUUUGCGUGCUGAAGGCAUUGAUAUACGCAAGUACCAGGAUAAGGUGUAUAUGUUUGAUGACAAGACGAACACGUACAAGCCGUUUGGAGUGAAAGAGUAUAAUGAUGUCGUGGGUGGGAAGGUCAAGCUCUGA